This is a messenger RNA of Anthostomella pinea, 2133 nucleotides long. The record is from the annotation of a GenBank genome assembly. NCBI's taxonomy places the organism in Eukaryota, Fungi, Ascomycota, Sordariomycetes, Xylariales, Xylariaceae.
AUGUUCUUGGACAGCGUACUGCCAAAGAAGAAGCAGUGUUGGUCGGGUGCGGGGAGUUGCAUCGGACGUAGGAUCCAAACCCAAAGGACCGGUCGGUCCACGGCCUGGUUCGCUAUCGGAGACGCUCAGAAGGUUUUCGACGAGACAUUGGUCCCUGAAAUUCGCUCCUUGCUCGACGCAGCCGGAGUCGUCUACCCUGGAGUCCACUUGCGUCUUUACAUGGUUGGGUCUCGCGAAGAAAAGGCGUCCCCAACCAUCAUGGUAUGCUGCGAAGAUCCUUCGGUCCGGAAACACAUCAAAGCAUCGAUCCAAGAAAGCAAAUUACUCCAUGGCCAUCCUGGCUUCCGACUAGGUUCUAGUGCUCUACCGCUCGAAGCGCCUGUACCGCCGACGAGGCUAGCCGAUGACGAGGCCGCUUCUUCGCACGGGAGGCAGCAAACAUGCCCGACAGUCGACGAAGCUGAAUCCAUCAAUAUAUAUAGCCUUCUUUCGAAUACAGGAUCAAUUGUAGGAAGCCGUUUCAUCGCCAAGAAAAACUUCAGCCAAGAUUUCAUUCGCGCCGCAACGGCCGGAGUAGUCUGGCAGAUAGAUCACGACUUCUAUCAGUUCACCGUCGGCCAUAUCUGCGACCCCAGGGAAGAUAAUUCGACGAAUGGUGGGUGGGACCUGGAAGAGUGUGAUCUGGGACUCUCGGAGGAUGAGGAAUAUGGUCAUGACAACGAUCUACUGCCGGCGGGAUCUGAGAUCACAAGCCGAGGCAGCCGCUCUACAUCGCCUUCCUCGUCGCGGAACGAUACAGCGUCGCCAUCUCCAACUGAAAGUGCGUCCAGCGGCAGCCGUGCCGGUUUAGAGUUGCAGCUCUGGACUGGCGGAAGACAUUAUGACACACCUAUUUCCACGCCCGGCGACGGUGACUCUAAACCCAGCCGGGUAGGAGCUAUAAAGCUACGCUCGACAGACAGUCCAAGUUCAGCUCUGGAUUUGGAUUAUGCUUUGGUCCUGUUGGAUCCGGCUGCAGACUUAGAUUAUCUCGAUCAUGCAACUAUCAACCAAAUCUGCUACACGAGGUCAGGAUCGAAGCAAUUCAUGAAUGUUUCAAGACCUGCUCCUAUACCCGAUACGGAGGUUGAUGUGCUCAUCGCAACUUCAUCGGGAGGAGUCCAGGAUGGCACUCUCCUUCCUUCCACAGACUACCAUCUUCAAGAGAGCCCCGCCGGAUCAUGCCGGAAGACUCACGUCGUCCUAGUCGACGGCUCGGUCGUCGAAGGUGACUGUGGAGCAGUUGUCAUCAAUGCGCAGACGGGAGAGCUGUAUGGUCAUAUUGUGUCCGGCUGCGCAGGUACGAGCAUCGCAUAUAUCGUCCCCGGAAGCGACAUCUUCGAAGACAUCUCCGCACGUUUCGGCUUUCUCCUAGACGGCGAUCUUAUUCAGGUAUCUCGCGGCGCCGACGAAGAGGAUUGGGAGGAACUCCUCAGCCGGACAUCGGCUUCAGAGCAAGUCGACUGGGCAGAAAGAAGCACGGUACUAAGCAUAACUUCGCAUGCAGAUGCCGAUGUCUCGGUACCACGCCCCCGUUUGACAGUUCGUCGAGAUCAUGCGCACCCCUCAUGGGUAUAUGCGACUUCAUCGCCAGCGCUGCCAGUGGUAUAUAGAUGGCUGAUCGAUGUCGAAGAGCCUUCGCAAUCCAGCCAGCCGCAUAGUCAUACGACACUGAGCCUGUCCCGGAAAUAUCAGCACCUGACGGACGCUGUCAUGUCAUACCGGGUUUCGCCGAAUACCGUGGGUUUUAUGAUAGCGAUUGUUCAGGUGUUCAUCCAGACACCUCCACAAGACCAUAUACUAUGGCUGCGAUUCGCGGAGCUUAUCAUCACGAUUAUGGAGGAUUUCUGGAAUAAAGCGAUGGUGAUAGACAAUGCUGCUAUCACGCUCAUGGUCCUCCGAGCAUUCAACGAAAUUCUGGAUGCGCUGCUAGAGGGCUCACCACAUCCGUCGCCGAUGUUCGCAACAGCGAAGACGCUUUGGCUCGAAAGGUUGACGGACUCCCGUCGAUCUAGCUCAUCUGCGGGCACAAUAUCUCGUGGGGAAGCCGAGGAGGUGCCAGAUCAGUCCGCCAGCGACUCCGGCCGGCAAUAG